Etheostoma cragini (Arkansas darter) is the source of this 1373-nucleotide messenger RNA. Its product is annotated as protein lifeguard 3-like. The transcript is spliced from 11 exons. Bases 87 to 1061 code for a protein of 324 amino acids. Gene Ontology annotation, cellular component: membrane; Golgi apparatus; endoplasmic reticulum. NCBI's taxonomy places the organism in Eukaryota, Metazoa, Chordata, Actinopteri, Perciformes, Percidae. The record is from RefSeq and is a predicted model, not a curated record. Gene Ontology annotation, biological process: negative regulation of apoptotic signaling pathway.
CUUGUCAAUGUGUGUCAUGUCAGUACAUUGUAUGUCUAUUAUAAGUCUAACAUAGCUCAUCACCCCUUUAUUUUUAGGGUAAGAUCAUGACGUCUAAAACUGAUAAUCCUCCACCCUACGAGGAUGCACUUCACCAUCCUAAGUAUGAAAACUACCCCCACCAGCCACAACAUGGCUUCCCUCUUCCAGCACCUCCAUCUUACAGCCCCAGUCCGGGCAUGUGCCCCGGCCCGCCUGGCUACUGGGGCCAUGAGAGUGGCUGCCCGCAAGCUGGGAUGUGGGCUGCCCCUGGCUUCUCUCCAUCUGGGAUGCCCACCACAAUACCCACUUUGUCUGCUGGAGUGCAGUCCAACCAAGGAGUCAUGGAGGAUUUUUUGAGCACCCAGUGGGAAAGCACUUCUGUUCGGCACACCUUCAUUCGAAAGGUUUACUUAAUUUUAACAGCACAGCUUGCCGUCACCUUUUCAGUUGUUGCUGUCUUUACAUUUGUUGACCCAGUGAGGCUGUUUGUCAUCAGAUACCCUGGCAUCUACUGGGCAUCUUUUGUGGUUUAUUUUGUGGUUUACUGCAUUCUUGUCUGCUGCAAAGAGCCGAGGAGGCGUUUCCCAUGGAAUUUUGUGCUGCUGGGAGUAUUUACUGUUGCCUUGUCCUACAUGUCUGGAACAAUUUCGAGCUAUUAUGAAACAAAAGCAGUGUUGCUCGCCAUGGGAAUAACAACAUUAGUUUGUAUAGCUGUCACAAUCUUCUGCUUCCAAACCAAGGUGGACUUCACUUCCUGCGGGGGACUUCUCUGCAUUGCUUCCGUCGUGCUCAUGAUCAUUGGAAUUGUUACGGCCAUCAUCCUCUCCUUCCACUAUAUCCCUUGGCUGCAUAUGCUCUAUGCUGCAAUUGGAGCCGUCGUUUACACUCUGUUUUUAGUAUACAACACCCAGCUUCUUAUUGGAAAUAGGGAGUUGGCCAUCAGCCCAGAGGAGUACAUCUACGGAGCUCUCUCUCUCUACAUUGACAUUGUUCACAUCUUUCUCUUCAUCCUUCAAGUCAGUGGAGCUGCUACUGAUUAAGCCCAGGCCACAUCUUGUUCUCUGAAAAUUCUGAAAUUCCAAACUAUUCAUUUAACUAUAUAUAUAUAUAUAUAUAUAUAUAUAGAGUUAAAGUUUUUGAGUUGGUAACGCUUGAGCACUUUGAUUUAUUCUUGCAAUGUAUGAAGCAGGGCAGUGAAUUACGUCUUUUACUACCCAACUGUGAAUGAGAGAAACUAAAGCAUACUUACGGUUGUUUUUUAAAAUUUUGUCUUGCCUUUUUGUUUCAGCAAGUGGUAUUUUAGUAGAUCAUGUAACCAUGAGAGAUUACAUUAAGCAGAUACUGGAGGUGAU